Mobula hypostoma (lesser devil ray) is the source of this 1670-nucleotide messenger RNA. RefSeq names its product radial spoke head 14 homolog (gene rsph14). NCBI's taxonomy places the organism in Eukaryota, Metazoa, Chordata, Chondrichthyes, Myliobatiformes, Myliobatidae. The record is from RefSeq and is a predicted model, not a curated record. Bases 60 to 1082 code for a protein of 340 amino acids. The transcript is spliced from 6 exons. Gene Ontology annotation, molecular function: protein binding.
CGCUCGUGGGUUAUUUAACACUGUUGGUCGCUUAAUUUUGCUUCUGUGCCAGUAGGAACAUGGCUCACACGAGAAUUUCUGCCAAGCUACCUCCGCACAUCGACCCAACCAAAGCACCGGUCGCGUUCGCGGACAGGGGUCUGCCCAAACUCAAUCGAGAGCUGGCCGACCGCGAACUCAUCACUAGACAGCGCGCACUUAUGGCCCUGUGUGACCUGAUCCACGACCCCGAAUUAGCUUAUACGGCCAUGGAGGUCGGUUGUUUGGAGAACUUGAAGCUCCUGUUGAAAGAUGAAGAUGGUACUGUCCGCCAGAAGACCACAGAAAUCUUCUACAUUUUGGGAACCCACAGUAUUGGAAGGUUUGCAAUUAUGGAACAUGAAGUAAUUUUACCAUUAGCUAAUCUGCUCGAUGAUCCUGUGGACAUUUGUCGUAGAAACAUGCAUUUGGCUCUAGAAAUGCUCUCGGAGAUUCCUGCAGGCGCAGCCACUAUCGUCGAUGCCGGCUUGGUUCCCUUGCUGAUAAUGAAACUGCGCACAGAGCUCGAUGAGAUUCAGGAGCUGAUACUGAAGACCCUGCAUUUUUGUCUCCGCAUGGACACCGAACAAGCCCUGCACGCCGAAGGUGUUACCGUGCUGAAGUCUAAGCUCACACAUGUUUCCGACGCCAUUAGGAGUCUGGCUGCACAGGCGCUGAUGGACAUCAGUGCACCAUUAGAGGGGAAGAACAAAGUGUGUGAGGAGGAGGUGAUUCCGAUCCUGGUGGAGCUGCUCAGUGACCAAAAUGGCGAGGUCAGGGCAAUGGCAGCAGGAGCACUGAUGUUUGCCACCAUUACCACACAAGGGAAGUAUAAAGCACUGGAGGCUGACAUCAUCCCCCCUUUGCUCAUCCUGCUGAACGACCCAGUAAGCAAGGUCCGGCUGAACAUCAUCAAAACCAUCACCACCAUGUCUGAAACCCCUGAGGGCAGAAAGAUACUACUAGACCACCUGCCGCUUUUUGAGAGCAUGGCCCAGGACCCCAGUGAGGCCGUCAGAAAGGCUGUUAAGAUCGCUAUUGAUGUCAUCACUUGGAAACCAUAGCUGACAAACUAAUGCUUCUCACAUCUCCGAGGCCCAAAAAACUUGCGUUGUUUCUUUGACCCUUCAGUCCCAUCUUGUAUUUUCAAUUUGGUUCACAUGUAUUUCCUUCCUUUAUGUUUUUUUUUCUUCUCCAACACAUUCUGCCCUGGACACACCCCACUCUCCAUCUUACCUCCCCAUAUUGCCUGCAGCCCUGGAAAGGUGAAACCCCGAUGAGCAUCCUUUGAUCUUGUUUUAAAUUUUGACAAUCAGUAGUUGCCAGCUUUACCUUGUUUGCCAUCAAGUUAAUUUUUUUCCAUUACCAAAUAUUAAAUGUGUCAAAUUUUAAUGUUCUACUUUAAAAUUAAGAUCUCAUUAUCCUCAAAAGUUUGCUAAUUCUUCUCAAAUGAUCAUUUCUGUGUCCCCUUAUGCCUUUCUCAUGAAUGCUCUCUUACUCUUUCUUCUGGCCCACCCUCCCACCCUUUCUUUCUCUUGCUUGGGGCUCUGGUCUCUGCACUGUAGUAAUCAGUGACUAUCAGUAUCACUGUUCUGUGCAGUGUUUUGAUGUUCAAUAGCUUGAGUAUAGUGGAAAUAAACUGCAAAUAUCAC